AUGACAACAACUACACCAACAACAUCAUUUAUAACAGAUUUUCUUACAUGGAGAAAAACACAAAUAAAAACGAGCUAUGAAAGUUCAUCCAAGGUUGAUGUCACAACUCUUACCGCUGAAAAGUUCAUGGCAAUCGCAACAACCAAAGAUGUAACUGACUCAACAACAAACACCACCUCCAAACAGGAUAUGAUUAAAACAGAGUCUGAUUCAUAUUUGAUGAAUAUUAUAUUGUACCAUCUCGAUGAAAAAGGUUUGAAGGCUUUGGAUACCACAAAACCAAAACUCGCAGACGAUGUACUAGCUACUUUCAGUGACACCGGAUACACAACCAAACUCACCAAGUAUGCAAAGCUGUGGUUGUUGUCAUCGAUCUUUGAGCAGAACGUAAAUUCAAAGUCGCCUAGCAGAGUCAAGGGUGAUGUAGUGGAGAAGGAGUUCAAGGAGAUUCAAAGUGACCGUUUCGUUACCAAUGUUAUUAUGAGACUUACAUUCCUCGCCACCGCCAAGAAAUGUGUCGAUUUCCUUCCAUACAUGUACAACUCUGAUACUAUGAUUGCCAAAGUCCAAGCCUAUCUAUUGGAGGAUACCUACAAAACUAAAUGGGUUGACGAUGCAUUCGCUGCUUGUAAAGAUAAGAUGCUAGAUAAGGAUUUCAACGAUACCGAGAGAUUCACCUCACUCAAGUCCCGACUAGAUAUAUUGGAUCCAUCAUUCAAUCUAUCCUCCAAUGUUAUCAAUCAAUACUACUGUGAGCUCUAUGCACGUCUCGGAGCAGGUAGCAUUAAAAAGACACCACAGACACACAAACUUUUCAAAAAGGUUACUCUAGACUCCAUUCAAAAGGUCUUGACCAACACCGACCACGAGUGGUAUACCAUUUUGGCUAAAGCCAAGGAUAUGUUCAAAGGAAAUGUAGCAUCGCUGGCCAAUCAAAUUUCACGUGCAUACCUGCUCAUUAAUGCCGAGACAGCUCUUUGGAGAGAAAAAGGUGUCAAAAGUGACCACGUUUUUACAUAUGACAGUGCCAGAUUUAUGUUUGCAAUGGAAAAGAAAAGGAAAAGUAAUAAUGAUCCAAUUCAAGGACUGGGCGACCUAUGGAAAGACAAAACUCUUCAUCGAGCAGUUGCUGGUAUUUUCAUUCUCUGCAAUGCUGCAAUACUCUUUGCCAGUUUCAAGAGUUACGACAAGAUGAACACUCUCGACAAGAUCUUGGCUUGGGUCAACUUAGCAGUGUCCGGUGUCGAUAUCUUUACCUCGAUUAUUACAGCCAUCAAUUCAGAGAAGAGCGCUUACACUUGGGUUGCCAAUAAAAUCGCCGAUCUAAUGAAGUCUAGUUACCCACCAAUCAGACCAUGUAGUGCAGCUAAAAAUGUAUCGAAAUACGCCAAGUAUCUCAAACCCACCUAUGUUUUAAAGUAUAUUAAUGCUGCCUUGGUUUUGGUCAGUAUGGCAUUCACCGUAUACGAUAUAGUGACAUCCAUCCAGAAUCAAGACUGGGGAAUGUUGGCACUCUCAAUCAUCGAAUUCACUCUGGAGUUCAGUAUGCUGGUGAUCACCUUUAUGGCAGCAACCUCGUGGUCAGGACCUGUGUCACUGAUGCUUACAGCCGCUCUUAUUGUCGUUGGUUUGGUUAAAAUCUUCUGGGAUGUAAUCAAGCAAUCAUUCACCGAUGUCAUUAAAUUCUUUGACAAAUUAUUCAAUGGUGAUCCAUCCGACAAUUUUGUCAAGUCGACAGAAGCAUCUUACCAACUCACCGACACCGAAUAUGCCCUCGCUUUGCUUACCGAUAUUGGAACAAAAUACUGGAGAUUAUUUUUGGUUAACCAAAAAGUGCCAGAUUUAGAUCUCAAAACAUCAUUUUUUGCAAUCUCCUCAAUUAAUUAA
Heterostelium album PN500 is the source of this 1887-nucleotide messenger RNA. RefSeq lists its product as uncharacterized. Lineage: Eukaryota; Evosea; Eumycetozoa; Acytosteliales; Acytosteliaceae. The record is from RefSeq and is a predicted model, not a curated record. The transcript has 2 exons. The coding region runs from base 1 to 1887 and encodes 628 amino acids.